Molecule: messenger RNA, 1671 nt
Organism: Cryptococcus amylolentus CBS 6039
Lineage: Eukaryota; Fungi; Basidiomycota; Tremellomycetes; Tremellales; Cryptococcaceae
Product: histone acetyltransferase ESA1
Exons: 3
Coding region: 1-1671 (556 amino acids)
Biological process (GO): regulation of DNA-templated transcription
Molecular function (GO): histone acetyltransferase activity
Source: RefSeq, a predicted model, not a curated record
AUGGCCCCUUCGACGCCAUCGACGCCUCACGGCAGGGGGACCGGGAGUGAACCCGGAACGCCUGCACCUGUCAUCGCGCCACCUGGGUCAUACACUAUACAAGACGUUACCCCCGGCGUCAAGAUAUACGUCGCCAAACCCCUCGGAGGCGGUCAAUCAGAACAACGAAGAGCUGAAAUCCUAUCUACUCGUCCCAAACCCAAACCUUCCGCAUUUGCCCCUCCCCCGCCUCCCAACGCUCCUCCACCAGACCCCAGAGAUGAUACCGAGUAUUACGUCCACUAUGUCGAGUUCAACAAACGUCUUGAUGAGUGGGUAGGAGGCAGUCGACUUGUUUUGGAUAAGGAGAUGGAGUGGCCGAAAGCCAAGGAAGAACCAAAGAAGAAGGAGAGACCGGGCAAGACUCAGCCAUCAAAGGCUACCCCCUCGCGAGGUUCACCCAUGCCCUCCGAUAGUCUGCUGAAGAAGGCUGCCAACAAGGCCGCUAGUAGAGCGGGGACUGGCAAGGCGGCUCCUUCCAAGCUUGGGAAGGCGGGCAAGGCGGGAAAAGCAGGCAAGGUGCCUCAGAAGAGACGAGGCAAGGCAGAGCCCGUGGAAGUGGACAGCGACGAUGAUGAAGAUGAAGAUGCUGAAGGCGAAGACGAGGAUCCCGAUGCCGACAUCACAAUGGAGGCUUCUGACGGUGCUAUCGAUCCCAAUAGCGAAGUCGUCGCUGCCCCUUCCAACCCCCAGGCCGCUCCUCCCGUCUUUUCGAAAAAGCAAGAGAUUGAAAAGCUCCGUACGUCUGGUUCCAUGACACAGUCUCACUCCGAGGUCAGUCGUGUCAAGAACCUCGACAAGCUUCAAAUGGGAAAGCACGAGGUCGAGACAUGGUACUUUUCGCCAUACCCGAUCGAAUACGCGCACCUCCCCGUCCUCCACAUCUGCGAAUUUUGUCUACUCUACUAUCCCUCUGCCACUCAGCUAGUACGGCACAGAACCAAGUGCACGCUCAAGCACCCGCCGGGAAAUGAAAUAUAUCGGUACGACAACAUUUCAUUCUUUGAAAUUGACGGGCGAAAGCAGCGCACAUGGUGUCGCAAUCUCUGUCUCAUCUCAAAGUGUUUCCUCGACCACAAGACCCUCUACUACGAUGUCGACCCGUUCAUGUACUACUGCAUGACCGUCAAUGACGAGUAUGGUUGUCACUUGAUAGGGUACUUCUCCAAAGAAAAGGAAUCACCUGAAGGGUAUAAUGUGGCUUGUAUCCUCACCCUCCCUCAACAUCAACGAAAGGGGUACGGUCGACUUUUGAUCGAGUUUUCCUACGAACUUUCCAAAGUCGAGGGCAAAUUGGGAUCACCCGAAAAGCCGCUUUCAGAUUUGGGUCUGUUGGGGUACAGAGCGUACUGGCAGGAGAAGAUUGUGGAGCUGUUGUUGGACAGUGACUAUGAGAUUAGCUUGGAUGAGAUUGCACAGAGGACAUCGAUCACGCAUGGCGAUAUCAUGCACACCUGCCAGGCUCUCCAGAUGAUCAAGUACUACAAAAAUAGCCACAUCAUCCACCUGUCCGACGCCGUCAUUGAACAACACAAAAAGACAAUGUCGAAGACGAGACGGUCGAUCAACCCCGACUAUCUCAGGUGGAAACCCCCUGUUUUCAGCAGGGCGCAGUUGGCGUUUGGGUUCUAG